Messenger RNA from Lindgomyces ingoldianus, 1974 nucleotides. RefSeq lists its product as uncharacterized. The coding region runs from base 34 to 1974 and encodes 646 amino acids. Lineage: Eukaryota; Fungi; Ascomycota; Dothideomycetes; Pleosporales; Lindgomycetaceae. The transcript is spliced from 3 exons. The record is from RefSeq and is a predicted model, not a curated record.
UUUCUCAUCCCUGCACUCUCAUUUUCGCUUGAGAUGGUAUACGAUUGGGGUGACAAGGAAGCUGAAUGUUUCAGAUUGUAUGUACAGGAAAAGAAGAGCCUGGAUGAGGUGCUGCAGUACUGGCAGCAAAAGGGUUUCACGCCAAGCAAACGGGCUUUCCAGACUCAAUUCAAACGAUGGGGUUUCCCCAGCAAGCAGAACCCCGCACACAAGAACCCCGCCCUCAUUGCACGGGUCAAGCAGCUAUGGGAGAACAAUAUCAUGCAAAAGGACAUGUUAGAAAUACUGCAGAGUGAAGGGUUCCAGAUCAACGAUCGCGAAUUGGUGCGAGUGAGAUUGAAAUUCAAGUGGCUGCUGAGGGAAAGCCGGGCGACCGAACACAACCACGUGCAUGGACCCAUGGAGAAUGCCCCUAAGAAGGAAAGGAGAAAGGUGGUGUCAUGCGGAGGUGACGGAUUUAUCAAUGAGCUCGACAACGCAAUAUUGCAGAAGGAGGAUUCGAGUGAGGAGUACUCUGAGGAAGACUUGAAAGUCGUGGAGUCUACCACACCCUCACGGACACCACCACUACAAACGCACUGUGGCCCUGAAAUCGAACCUGAACCGGCGCCUUUAGAUCCAGAAGAGCUUCGACGGAGACAGGAACGCCUAGUGCAGCUCCAAGCGGAGAGUGACGAACGGUGGCGAACGCGCAAACGACGGCGCCGAACUCGUGGGUGGGCCGGGCUGCCAGCAGAUGCACCAGGAGAGCCUCCCAGAUUCCCUUCGGAGACCACCAUCGACGAAAGCAAAGCAUACCUCAGUCUGAGUAACAAGGAAUACCGUCAAAUCCGAGAACAGUUCCAGGUGAUUUGUGAGGAACAUGGGGUGCUGAAGAAGACCCUUGCUGGGCCAGAAAAAUGGGGCUAUAUCAAAGACCAGCUGAUUCGCAAGAACGAACACUUGUCGAGUGUGUUUCAGCAAGAUCCUGAAGCGAGACAGCAAAACGUGCAAAUGUCAAUGCCAAGCAACGUCAAAGCUUUGUCGCUCGAUGUGAUAUGCCUGGAUGUCACAAAACGCAUGCGAGUACUUGACAAUAGGAUGCGGAUUCCAGAAGCGAAGAAUGCGCUGGGGCUCAAUCCUGAGGAAACUAGGCAGGUCAGAAAGACAUUAGUUGCAAAGUUGAAAGCGGACCAUUUCACAAGCAGAUUGGAGGCUGGUGAUGAGCGCUGGAAUGAGCUCAAGCAGACUUGGAUCCAGGAGUCCGAUCUCCUAUCUACGCUCCUUGCUGCUAGUGCUGCGGAUCCAAAACAUGCAGAAAAGACCAAAGCUGUUGACGUUCUAGCCCGGGAUGUCAUGAAAAGGUUUCGUCAAGAGAACACCAAGAAAGAUCCCUCGCGGAAGGCGGAGGUCAACCAAGGACCUGGACCAGGGCCUGCGCCAGCGUCCGUCGUACGCGUAUCGAAUAGUCUCCUCGGAAACCGAGGCAGGACACCGAGGAGCAGCGCAAAGCCAACGAACAAUGACUUGCUACCAAUUCCGACUUCCUCUGACUUGCAGAUUGACCCUUCGCUACUACUGGCCGCGAAUGACCCAUCAGUGAAUCCUCAUUCAUCGAGUGAUUCUCUCCAACCCCAGGCUCACCACAACCCAUAUGUCCUAGCGUCUCAAUUCUAUUCUGGUGUCCCUCUACCCAUCUAUUUCCGGCUACACCCUCACUCAAGUACCACUGUGCCCAACAAGACCGUGUGGUUGGGUAUCUUGCAGGGGGGCACGGUAGCAGAGAUCAGGAAUCUAGCAACGAGAGAGCAUCCAGGUACUGUGGUCGUCAAGAUUGAGGGUCUGAUUGUGCACAAGAUGGAUCAUAGUGAGAGGGAUAUUUUAUUCACUAUUGAUGAAGAUGAUGAGUUGGCGGCGUAUCUAGGGCAUGUGGGUGGUGGAAAGGCAACGUUUAUUGUGCUAAUGGCUGCUGCACAAGGGGGGGUGUACGUAUAA